AUGUCGCUCCCACAACAGCUACGCGGAGAAAGCGAUUUUGACCAGCUUCCAAAUAACGUACCUAUCAGUGCCACCAUUGCGGAUAUCGAAGAGAAAAAAGGUUUCAUUGACUAUUUUAUGUUUGUCAUAGAGGUGAAAACCAAAGGAGGGAGCAAGUAUCUGAUCUACAGGCGCUAUCGAGAGUUUUUCAAUCUGCACCAGAUCCUGGAGUCUAGAUACUCCCCAGAGGAUGUGGAUAGACCCGGUCCCAACACCUGCGUGCUGCCAAUCCUUCCAGGUAAAGUGUUCAUCGGCAACAAGAGGGAGAUUGCGGAGAGCCGAAUUCCCGAACUGAACACGUACAUGAAGAGGCUGUUGGGUCUGCCGACAUGGUUGCUGCUGGACGAGGAUCUCAGGAUGUUCUUCUACCAGACGGAGCAGGACAGCCAACAGCAGCCGCGAGCGCUCAGGCGUCUGCGACCACCUACCCGCAAAGUGAAGACGGUCAAAACCACGACUGACCUUUUCUCUUCUCCGAGGGCUGAGGCUAUGUUUGACUUUUGUGGAAGCAGCAAGGCAGAGUUGAACCUUAAGAAAGGAGACUUGAUCUUCCUGCUGCAUCGAGUCAACGCUGACUGGCUGGAGGGUACGGUCAACAACCAGACGGGAAUUUUCCCAGAAUCCUUUGUGAAGAUCAUCAAGCCCCUCCUGGAUAGCGAGUCGGAGGGCGAAGUAGAAGGCCCCACCUAUAGCUGCUUGCGAUGCUACAUGCUAACCCCCUCUGGAGUCCAAACCAGAGACGUUUGCGUUCAAGAGGACCUAAACAUCCGUCCGACGCACAAGGAACUGAUGUCCCGUAUGAGGGACAUGUUCAAGGUGGACGACAUCGCGCUGAACUACCGCGACUACCAAGGCGACCUCAUCCGCGUGCUGGACGACGAAGACGUGUUGCUGAUGAUCCAAUUGAGCCGAGGUCAAGCGGCCGGGGCGGUCCGCAGGCCUGUCAAUCAGUUUCCGUGGGAACUGCACGUGACCGUGGCCUCGGACUUCUCCGUUUACAAUGUGGAUGCUUGA
Molecule: messenger RNA, 1053 nt
Organism: Nerophis lumbriciformis (worm pipefish)
Lineage: Eukaryota; Metazoa; Chordata; Actinopteri; Syngnathiformes; Syngnathidae
Source: RefSeq, a predicted model, not a curated record